ACUCAAGCCGUGCUCGUAUUUAAGUUCUUCUAUGAACAAAGGGAAUAUAUAUAGACAUAUCACCAUCUCUCUCACUCUCUCCCUCUCUCACAUUCAUUGUUGAAUGCUGAUUUUGCCCCGAAGUUCUUUGCUCAUCUUCCGGUUUAACCUCCAUUGAACAACACAACGCACAGAGAUUUCAAAAAAGAAAACAAAAGUUAUUCUCAUAAGUGGAUAAGUCCUUUCAUCAAUCCACUCCAAUAUUUAAGGAAUUCCCUCGCAAGGCCUAAUCUCUCUGUAGAUAAGAGAGAAAUCCAUCACUAAAUCUCGGCUUAACCUUUCAACUUAGUCCCCCACUUACUCUCUCCCAACAUCAACAGCACGUUGUUUGGCCGAAUGGGUUCUCUUCAGUUGUGCGCUUUCUCUUGAACCCAACAACCAAAUUAGCUUUGACUCAUAUUAGUUAUAGCUGAUACAGUCAAUCAGUGUGUUUAUAACCCUUUUUUAACCACAGUUAUAUAUUCAGUUCUUAAACAGAUCAUGGACUGCUUGAGAGAAUUAGAAGGCAAACAUGCUCACGAUCCUCUAUUUGAAAAAAAUAUGAAUAAACCUUCACGUGUAUUUGUCCCUGGUCCAGUUAUUGUUGGUGCUGGUCCUUCAGGCCUAGCCGUGGCAGCUUGUCUCAAAGAAAAAGGUGUCUUAAGUAUGGUACUAGAGAGAUCUAGUUGCAUAGCAUCUUUGUGGCAGUUGAAGACUUAUGACCGCCUACGCCUUCACUUACCAAAACAAUUCUGUGAGCUUCCUCUCACGGGGUUCCCUAGUGAAUUUCCAACUUACCCUACUAAGGAACAAUUUCUUCAUUAUUUGGAGUCAUAUGCACAAAAGUAUGAGAUUGGUCCCCGGUUCAAUGAGACUGUGUCACAUGCCGAAUAUCAUAAAGUUAUUGGGUUUUGGCGCGUGAAGACUGUUGGGAAGAAGCUAGAGGAGACCGAGUAUGUGUGCCGCUGGUUGGUGGUGGCGACCGGAGAGAAUGCGGAGGCGGUGGUGCCAGAGAUUGAUGGAAUGGGAGAAUUUGGAGGGGACAUAAAGCAUACAAGUUAUUACAAAAGUGGAGAAGAGUUUACAGGGAAAAAGGUUUUGGUGGUGGGGUGUGGAAACUCCGGAAUGGAAGUUUGUUUGGAUCUAUGCGAUUAUAGUGCUAAGCCUUCACUUGUUGUUAGAGAUACAGUGCAUGUUCUACCUCGAGAGAUGCUGGGCCAAUCAACUUUCGGGUUGUCCAUGUGGUUGCUCAAGUGGCUGCCUGUGCGCCUUGUCGAUCGGUUCCUUCUGAUAGUGUCGAGGCUAAUGCUCGGUGAUACGGCACGAUUUGGAUUGGACCGGCCGGAAUUAGGUCCCCUUGAACUCAAGAACUUGUCCGGGAAGACCCCGGUAUUAGAUGUUGGGACACUAGCCAAGAUCAAAAGUGGAGACAUUAAGAUAUGUCCAGAAAUUAAGAAGCUAAAACGUCACGCGGUAGAGUUUAUUGAAGGGAAAACGGAGAAUUUUGAUGCUAUUAUCUUAGCGACAGGCUACAAAAGUAAUGUGCCAUCUUGGCUAAAGGAAGGAGAUAUGUUCUCGGAGAAAGACGGAUUUCCUAGAAGACCAUUUCCAAAUGGAUGGAAAGGGGAGUGUGGGCUAUAUGCAGUGGGGUUCACUAAACGUGGAAUAUUAGGAGCCUCAGUGGAUGCUAGAAGAAUAGCUGAAGACAUUGCACGAUGUAGAAACGAAGAAGCUGCACCGAGUGAUCGGUCAGUUUUGAUGAAAACACCACCACCACCACCACCAAGUUUUUCUUGUCUUGAGUUAGAUUUAUCGAGAAAAUGUUGAUGAAGAAUUAUAGCCUAUGAGAGGUUCUUCGGAUGGUAUAUGCCAACAGACACAAUACUGAUCGAUGGUGCCAAAGUUGAUAUGUAUCCUCCCACUGAGGAAAAGAGGAAGAGAAGAAAAAAGGUUGCACAGGAAGAGAGUUUUGCAAGAGAACCCUUAUCCUUCCAAGAUAACACCAACCAAAAUAACCCUUGUGAAGGAGGAAUCUGAGAAGGUUGGUGGUGUUGUUUUGUGGGGGGGCCUCAGCUAUAUCAUGUACAGCUUGUACAAUACAAUUUUUCUCUAAUUAGAUAUGACUUCUAGAGGGAAAAGAAUGAAGAGAGCUAUAGAUUGUUUUGCAUAGGUGAGAUGAUAUGAUUGUGCUUAACCUUUAUUUUGCUUUUCCAUGGGUGGGUUUGGGAUGAGACUUGUUAACAUUAUUCUUAAGUUUUGCUCUAAUGUAUGCUUCAUUUUUUUUUUCCUUUCCUAUUAGGGUUUGUCUUUGGAUGUAUGUCAUGGUGACUUUCGAGAGGGAUUGAUGACUUCUAAUUAUCAAAUCCUUGCAUAUCA
Messenger RNA from Populus euphratica (Euphrates poplar), 2394 nucleotides. Its product is annotated as indole-3-pyruvate monooxygenase YUCCA6-like. The transcript is spliced from 4 exons. Gene Ontology annotation, biological process: auxin biosynthetic process. The coding region runs from base 520 to 1845 and encodes 441 amino acids. Gene Ontology annotation, molecular function: N,N-dimethylaniline monooxygenase activity; flavin adenine dinucleotide binding; NADP binding. The record is from RefSeq and is a predicted model, not a curated record. Lineage: Eukaryota; Viridiplantae; Streptophyta; Magnoliopsida; Malpighiales; Salicaceae.